CUAUACUGGGAUUUGGAUGUUUGCUCUCUUCUCAUGGAUAUUAUUGGGUUGAAUAAAUUAAUUUGUUUUUUCAUUUUUAAAAUGAUUGGAACAGAUUCCUUACCAGAAAUACAAAGCAUCCCUCGUUGAGAAGAUUGCAGAACUUGUGGAAAAUAAGAUUGUGCAGACUUAGAAAUGGCUAGUGAUCAGGCACUUAUAGAGGGAAUGCUGCUCUCAGACAUAGAUCAAAAUACAGUUCAUUUUGUCCCAAAUUUUGACAACUCAGAAACAGAGCCAUCUCUACUCCCUGCUAGAAUCCCGAAUCUGCUUCUGAAUGGUGCCUCUGGAAUUGCGCUGCAAGAACUACUCGAGCACAUGCCCGGACCUGACUUCCCUACAGGAGGAAUCAUAAUGGGCAGCAUUGGGCCCCAAAUUCCGCCGCGGCUCGCUGCCGGAGCAUCCACGAUUUCCCCGCGGACGGCAAGGCCACGGGCUGUCAACGGGAACGUCAUCGUCGCCGACGCGGCGGUCUGCUAUGGUUUGAUGGAUGAGGCCAUUUUAGGUCGCAAUUGGAGCGAUUUGCGCAUUUUUAGGAAAAGUGGAUUGAAUGGAUCACGAGGCGAGUUCCUAUUGGCCAGGGAUUUUGUGAGGACUCCAGAGCCGGUUUCUUUCUCCGUUCAUCUUCUCCAUCUUUUCCGUCGGCGGAUCUUCAUCUUCUCAAUCUCCUGCUUUUCCGGUAGAGCUUCCGCCUCUUACUCCUCAUCAGAAACUGAUUGGUGAAGGUUCACAUCGUCGAUUAUUGCUGUCAAUCAGAUUGAAGAUUUUGCUCGAGUGCAACUCCAAAUAUCAAUGCGAAGCUAUAAUCAUUGAGAGAUUACCAUCUGGACUCUUUGGGGAUUCAUUUGAACUGGAACGUUUGGUGCAACGUGGUGCGUUUAAGGAAGCAGGUGUAUUUGGAGACACAAAUUUAGAGUUGCCUUCUUUUCGCUCCAAUCGGUCACUAAUUGAGGUUCACUUUGAUAUGGGCUCUAAGUUAUUAUCAAUGCACGAGGGUGAAAUAGAAUUCAAAGUUCAGCUUCCACUGCAUGCCCGUUAUCAGCCACUAGGGCACGGCUUUUCAAGAGUUAUGUUUAGCCCUCCGGAUUUAUUCGUGCGGUAUAGCACUGAAAGAAAAGUGGGGGAGAAAU
This is a messenger RNA of Cuscuta campestris, 1166 nucleotides long. The record is from the annotation of a GenBank genome assembly. Lineage: Eukaryota; Viridiplantae; Streptophyta; Magnoliopsida; Solanales; Convolvulaceae.